CCCUGCCCGCCGCCCCCCCCGAACCUGGUUCUGCCUGCGCCCCCGGGACACGCUCAGCCCGCUGCGCCCCAGCCUAAGCCAUGAACAGCGGCGUGUGCCUGUGUGUGCUGAUGACGACGCUGGCGGUGGGUGCUCUGUCGCAGCCGGUGCCCCCAGUAGACCCCGCGGGCACCGGGAUGCAGCCGGCUGAAGAGGCCCCGCGGAGGCAGCUCAUGGCGGGGCAGAGGCCUGACAGCGAGCCCCGAGCGCACCUGGGCGCGCUGCUGGCCAGGUACAUCCAGCAGGCCAGGAAAGCUCCUUCCGGUAGAAUGUCCAUCAUGAAGAACCUGCAGAGCCUGGACCCCAGCCACAGGAUAAGUGAUCGGGACUACAUGGGCUGGAUGGAUUUUGGCCGACGCAGUGCCGAGGAGUAUGAGUACCCCUCCUAAGGGACAGGCCUCCUUCAGCCGACGGGAAGCGACCUCCCAACCCAGAGGAGGCAGAAUAAGGAAACAAUCACACUCCUAACUCGUGGUCUCUGACGUCUGGCAUUUUUAAGUAUCUAUUUAUGAAGUUCUCCAUGUGAAAAAUCUGUAAGAUUGUCCGGUGCACCCACACCCCUCAGCAGACUUGUGCAAAAAGAAGAGAGAAUGUUUUCUUCAUCUGUGACUCCUGGCUCUAACGUAUUGCUCUGCUAUUAAAGUGAUUUCGUGCUGCCCCUAA
This is a messenger RNA of Tupaia belangeri chinensis (Chinese tree shrew), 702 nucleotides long. It is a transcript of the gene CCK, whose product is annotated as cholecystokinin. Lineage: Eukaryota; Metazoa; Chordata; Mammalia; Scandentia; Tupaiidae. Gene Ontology annotation, cellular component: axon; extracellular region. Gene Ontology annotation, biological process: digestion. The record is from RefSeq and is a predicted model, not a curated record. Gene Ontology annotation, molecular function: neuropeptide hormone activity. The transcript is spliced from 3 exons. The coding region runs from base 81 to 428 and encodes 115 amino acids.